Sphaerodactylus townsendi is the source of this 3757-nucleotide messenger RNA. It is a transcript of the gene ATOSA, whose product is annotated as family with sequence similarity 214 member A. NCBI's taxonomy places the organism in Eukaryota, Metazoa, Chordata, Lepidosauria, Squamata, Sphaerodactylidae. The record is from RefSeq and is a predicted model, not a curated record.
CUCUGCCUUCUUUGUGGGGGAAAAAUGUCUUGCACGGAGAGACUGAGUAUGCACCCAAAGCUGAACAUUUUUGUUCCAGCCCCUGCAGACAUCUGGAUCCCCGAAAUCCUGGCAGCGUAGCCAGUCCACUUGCUGCCAGAAGCAACUUAUUUUCCACAACGAUCCCAGUAUGGUUUACAGUGGACACAAAGGGCUGCAGAUAGAAGACACUUUAGAUGAAUACUUCGAAUACGAAGCAGAGGAGUUCCUGGUCAACUUGGCCUUGCUCAUUACUGAAGGGAGAACACCGGAAUAUUCUGUCAAGGGCCGAACCGAAGGCUUCCACUGCCCGCCAGCCCAAUCGGGGCAGCCGGUAACAACCAAGCAUGAAUGCAGCGACAAACUCUCCCAGUGUCGUCAAGCUAGACGCACUAGGUCUGAGGUCACACUGCUGUGGAAAAAUAAUAUUCCUAUCAUGGUUGAAGUGAUGCUACUUCCAGACUGUUGCUAUAGCGAUGAAGGCCCCCCCACAGAAGGGAACGACUUGAACGAUCCCGCUGUCAAGCAAGACGCCUUGUUACUAGAGAGGUGGAUUUUGGAGCCGGGUUCCCCAUUGUUUAAGUGCUUCAUUGAGCUGCUUCACACGGAUCCUCAGUUCUACGCAAUAUUCCUUUACAGUGGCGUAAUAAUGCCUAAUCUGCAGUGGACUUUUCCCCAGAUCACUUCACCGAGCAUUUUUUUUCCCCGCUCCAAUGUUUCUCACAACGUAUCCUUGAAAGUGCAGGCGGUCCAGUCCCUAAGCCGACAAUCUAAUCCACCCGCAUCUCUGACCUGCAGUAUUCACACCAACCUUGGCUUUUAUGAAAAAAGGGUGGAGGGGCACGGGGGACAUCAACACUGUGAGUCAGAGCAGUGCAAUACGCCCGCCUCCCAGCGCUUGUGCGGUGAACGGCUGUGGACCGAAGGUGUGCCCAGUGCCACAGCCCCUGAAUUGGGCACAGGUGUCCGAACGCUGAAGCUUUUUCCAUCGGCAGGGCUCGGGUCGGACUUCAGGGCACCAGAGUGUAGGCUUCCGUGUUACACGACUACUGUUGAGAGUAAGAAACUCUCCCAGGAAACCUCGGAAAGAGCACUGAAGCCUUCAGCUGACUCCCGUAAUGGCUUCUCUUCCCAUCAUUCGUUCGGGGAUUCUAUUCCGCUGAUAGGCUCUUUGCUCCAAGAGCGGCACGAGGUGAUAGCUAGAAUCGCCCAGCACUUGAUUCACUGUGAUCCAGCGACGUCACCUGUCACAGGGCGGCCGUUCAACGCGAACGAAACGGGCCUGGUUACUCCUCGGAAAGCUAAAUUCCGGCAGUCGCUAAAGAAGAGUGAAGGCUUGUUGAGAAAAGGAAAGGAACUCUUCUCCGGUUCUGCUGCUAACUCGGAACUGGCUUCGCCAGAAAACAACUAUGUAGGAAAAGCCCGAAUGAUACCAGAAACACCAUUCUCUAACCCUCAGAGCCCCGUAAUCCAGCGCUCCCGCCAAACUAUAGAGGAAGCUAACCCACUGAUAAGCUCUUUACUUCAAGAGCGGCAGGAGGUGAUCGCAAGGAUCGCCCAACACCUGAUUCACUGUGAUCCACCAACUUCACAUGUUCCCCAUCCUGUGUUUAAUGUGCAUGAAAUUAGUUCAGUUAAUUCAAAGGGUUUUCAAAGCUCCAGAGAAGACGACAGCCUGCCAAAGAAAGGCAGGGACUCUUUGUCCGAUUCCUUCUCUCCUUCCAGGUUGAGUUCAUUGGAAGACAACCUAAAAGCAAAAGGUAAAAUACCAGCAACCCCUCCGAGUUCUUUUAGAUGCGGCACUGAAUUGAAAGUAUCUCCAAAACCCCAAGAAAGAAGAAUAGUAAUUGCUUUUUAUGGAGCUCCAACAGCUUCAGCCAAGACCCUGAAACAACGAAAAUAUUUGCUAACAGAGACUCCCAGCUCACGAAACUCCAAAACGAACUAUGAAAUCCAAAAAUGUUUGCAGAAGAAACCCGUGGAAGACGGCUCGGCUCCUUGUGAACAAAAGAGGAACGGAGAAGUGCUGAGAACAAUACCACUUAAACAGGUUUGGCGGAGAAACCAUUUUUUCCCAUUUGAUGGAUCUCCUACCAAGGCUUUCCAUCCUCGAACUGGGUUGCCUCUGCUUUCAAGCCCUAUUCCUGAAAGAAAAACACGUUCUGGUUGUUUUGAUCUUGAUGCGUCACUGUUACAACUGAAAUGUCUGUCCUCCAAAAGUCCACAACAUUGUUUAAGCAAAGAGAAUGACCCAGAUGCCCACGAGAAACCAUUUCUGAGUUCCAGCGCACCACCUGUCACAAGUCUUAGCCUCCUUGGGAACUUUGAGGAGUCUGUGCUGAACUAUCGUUUAGAUCCUCUGGGCAUUGUGGACGGCUUCACCGCCGAAGUGGGAGCAAGCGGCAUGUUCUGUCCAACACACAUGACUCUUCCAGUUGAAGUUUCGUUCUACAGUGUGUCUGAUGACAACGCCCCCUCUCCCUAUAUGGGCGUAAUUGCUCUAGAAUCGCUCGGUAAAAGGGGUUAUCGAGUACCUCCUUCAGGAACAAUACAAGUGACCUUAUUUAAUCCUAACAAGACUGUGGUGAAGAUGUUUGUGGUGAUCUACGACUUGCGAGAAAUGCCAGCCAAUCAUCAAACAUUCCUACGGCAAAGAACCUUUUCUGUCCCCGUGAGACGAGAAACAAAGAGAAGUAUCCUGAAAGAAAACACUCGGCGUUCUGAAGAAAGGCUACUUCGCUACCUCAUUCAUCUGAGGUUCCAGAGUUCUAAGUCUGGAAAGAUCUACCUCUACAGAGACGUAAGGCUCCUGUUCUCUCGGAAAUCCAUGGAAGUCGACAGCGGUGCCGCGUACGAACUCAAAUCUUACACUGAAUCUCCGACAAAUCCUCAGUUUUCACCCAGAUGCUAGUGAGGACGAACCGUGAAAAAGUGUGGCGGGCUGACAGUUUAGAAGAUGGGAGGAUCUGGCGUAAGACCUGUUGUUUAAAGGUUUGAAUAGAGAAGUGAGUGAAAAGAUGGUCAAGUGAGCACUGAGGCUCUCCUGGACCAGUUUUUGGAAAGACUUCUUGAACAAGCGUUUGUGUAUUCCAAGUAGACUGGAAAAUACUUAAGUCCUAAUCUUGUUUUUAUACUGGUUUUAAACCACUUCAUUGGAUGUGUUGCAAUAGCAGAUCCCCAAAUUAGUUUAGUGUUUACACCUUUAUUUUAUUUUAUUUGUUUUUGGCUAUUUAAUAUUUAAUGUGUCUUUUACUUCAGUGAUGUUUGUCUUUACAGUUCUAAUGUAGCACAAAUCCUAUGUAAAAUCAUACUAUGUAUUUUUGACAUUACUAUUGAAAUCUGAAAUAUAUACAAAAGUCUUUACUUUGCUGUGUGACGUGUUUUUAAGUGAUAUUUAAGCUGCUUACAAUAAGGAUGGGUUUUUUGAAGUUCUGUUGGCGUCUAACUAUCAUACUAUGCAAGCAUGUCGGGGAAGGCUGGGCUGUGCUUUCUUCAUGCAUCUCAUUCUUUCCCCCCUCACAUGGGUCCCACGGCAACAUAUAACACCAUCACUCUGCAAAACUAUUUGGUGGCUCAUUUCGAACAUUCACCCCAACUCAUAAUCUAGCAGUUCCUCCCUCCCCUCCGAAAGACCUUCCCUCAAAAGCAUUUCAUUUUGUCUUAACUGGGAUUGAAACUUUACACAACACUGCUGUUCCGUACCUGACUUCAGACUGUGUUGUUGUUGUUGUUGUUUUUU